CACAUCUUUAACAAAAUAUGUUAUUAAUAGUUAAUUUAGACUUCCUCGAUUUAUAUUGAGCAUUACGGGAUAUCUCAUGGCUGUCGAAAUGUAAUAACAAUAAAUGUGUAAAAUCACAAUGAAGUAUCGUUAGCUUGGAUUAGAAUUAAGAUGUCGACGCAAACUGUAGAGCCAAAGAAAUAUAUGCAACGGGUAGGAAGACCAACAGGACCAUCGUUGGAUGAUUUCAUUUAUCGCAAAUCAGUGUCCUUGGAUAUUGACAAGAAUGUGAUUUAUAAUGGAGCGUGUAAUGCUGAUGUAACGAAUGCUUUCGCGACAAACAAUGGAUAUUCAUUCACUCCAAGGAGCGAAUUUACGUUUGACCGGAGCAUUACAUGGUACCCUGCUCAUAUGGCCAAGGCAAAGUUGAAUAUUGGAAAGAAGAAACAAGCUGUCGAUUGUAUACUGGAGGUUCGUGAUGCAAGAGCUCCACUAACAUCGUCAAAUUGCUCACUUGUGGAAGAAUAUCCAGAUCACAUCCCCCGAUUGGUAGUUCUUAACAAAAGUGAUUUGGUUCUGCCAAAGGACAUAAAGAGAUCCUGUGAAUUAUUGGAGAAGACUGGGCGUCACGCAGUAGCCUACAGUGCGUUGGGAUUACGACGUAUAACACAAAUCAUUGACUUUGUUACUUCUAAAGUUACUCCGAAAUAUAAGACAUUGGGAGUAUGGAUGAUGGUUGUUGGUUUACCAAAUGUUGGGAAAUCUUCUAUAAUCAACGCUUUAAAACGAUAUUCUUUUUCUCAAAGAUUUCAUUCACGAUAUGGGAUGAUGGAAUCUACUAAUUUAACGAAAGCGAAGGCGACAACUGCGGCUGAAGCAGGAAGUACACGGCACAUGAAUGCAUUCUUUGUAUCUGAGAAACCUAAAUUAUACUGCUUUGACACACCCGGUGUCAUGCUGCCAAAGAUGAAUUGCCCUGAAAUAAAUCUUGUUUUAGCUGCUAUUGGCUGCGUCAAUGAUCAUAGAGCUGGUGUGGAUUACAUCGCUGAUUACAUACUCUAUCGUUUAAAUCGCAACCGUAUGUUCAAAUAUGUGGAUAUAUUGGGAAUGCAAGGUCCGACGGACGACGUAACAGAGAUAAUGGAGCACAUAUCUCAAAUUGCUGAACGAAAAUAUGGUACCAUUGAACCAUCAAAUUGUUAUCGCAUUUUUAUUAACCAGUUCCGGCUAGGACGAUUUGGUCGCAUUUGUAUGGACGACCUUAGUGAUAUAAUGAGACGCGGGGAUUUAUCGGAUUUUGAACUUAGCGAGCCUCCAGGCCCAUUGGGACCAGCUUAUUGGCCGAUUCAUGGCUUAUAAUGUAACU
This is a messenger RNA of Babesia bovis T2Bo, 1345 nucleotides long. RefSeq names its product ribosome biogenesis GTPase family protein. Gene Ontology annotation, molecular function: GTP binding; GTPase activity. Lineage: Eukaryota; Apicomplexa; Aconoidasida; Piroplasmida; Babesiidae. The transcript is spliced from 6 exons. The record is from RefSeq and is a predicted model, not a curated record. Gene Ontology annotation, cellular component: mitochondrion. Bases 151 to 1338 code for a protein of 395 amino acids.